Molecule: messenger RNA, 1697 nt
Organism: Galleria mellonella (greater wax moth)
Lineage: Eukaryota; Metazoa; Arthropoda; Insecta; Lepidoptera; Pyralidae
Product: neural retina-specific leucine zipper protein-like
Exons: 1
Coding region: 138-1040 (300 amino acids)
Biological process (GO): regulation of transcription by RNA polymerase II
Cellular component (GO): nucleus
Molecular function (GO): DNA-binding transcription factor activity, RNA polymerase II-specific; RNA polymerase II cis-regulatory region sequence-specific DNA binding
Source: RefSeq, a predicted model, not a curated record
GAACUUUAAACGUGAAUAUAAAAGGCUGCAAAGUAUGCGCGCGUCGCUGAACGUCAUUGGAUUGGAGGGCGGAGUUUCGGGGCGGUGUGAGUCGCGCCGCAGUACACUCCCGGCCGGCGUGCGCCUCGCACGGCCUCAUGGUGGAACACGCGCUCGUAGACUGCACUCAGGCGAGCGCCAUGCAGACCCUGCCGCCACAACCACAUCGUGAAGCCGAUGAAGACCAGCUCGCCGACGAAUAUGUCCAAAAUUUUGAGCUGGAUCAUCUCGAAGAUCAUCAGUUAGUAAAACGAGAGCCUUUAAGGAAUGGAUGGCACGAAAUGGCUGAAAUACCUCCGUCAUGCGCUCGCGCUUGCCGUCCAUGGCCAGAUACCGGGCCGUACCCCCAACCACAUGUAGCUAUCGCUGUAGAUCCUAGUACACCUCCAGAGACACCACCAGCACCCCUCGGACGUAGCCCGUGUCGCGCGGCUUUAGUCGACGACGUGCUAUGGCUUCCUCACAUGCGUGAACCGUUGGAUAUGCGUACAGUGCCCUGUGGAAGUUUUGAGGAUUGGGAUCGGCGAGAAUGGAGAGAACAGGAUCACCAUAUACAACAAGUGGCACUACGUCCUGCGAGUUCAUGCUCAGCUCUAUCACCACGCACCAGUCAGCUUCCCUCCUAUCAACCUUCGUCGUGCGGCGAAGAUCUUAUUAGCGAUGAUCUUCUGAUGACAUUGAGCGUUCGUGAACUGAAUAAGCGUCUUCAUGGAUUUCCACGUGAAGACGUAACACGAUUGAAACAAAAACGACGCACAUUAAAAAACCGAGGAUACGCUCAAAACUGUCGCAGCAAGAGACUACAGCAACGACAAGAAUUGGAGCUGACAAAUCGAUCACUACAAGACGAGUUGCAUGUGCUGCAGCUGCAAGUGGCGCGAGUGACACACGAGAGGGACUUGCUCAAGCAGAGGCUAGCGAUGGUGGGUCGUGAGCACGCAGUCCCGCAGCACGCUCCUCCGACGCCGCACUCGUCACCCGAGUUUUUCUCGGAGCUGUGACGGCAAAGUUCGGCGUCGCGAGCCGGCGCCUCCGCUGCCUCGUCGUCGUGCGCGUGGCAGAGGUACUGAGAGCCCGGCGGGUCCCGCGAGCACGAUCACGCGCUGGACGCCGCCGCCGACAGCCCAGUCGUGCUUUUGUUAAGUUUGAAAUUCAAUUAUUAUCAGUUCCAGUUUUAUAGUUUUUUAUUGGUGGAACAAUGUAGUCGUGGUUUCCGACAGGAACGACUAUUCAAACACCGUGUUAAAUGUAUGGUUGUGUCGUAAGAUAUUCAUAGCUUCGUUAAAAUAUAUGUAUUAAAAUUAUAUGUAAGUUACAAUGACUCAAACAACUGAUUAAUCAAUAAUGUAAAUAGAUUCUUACAAAAGUAAAUUACGAAUAUUAUCUUUAGGAGAAUUUGUGUUUUCCUAAUAAAAUAUUCAUAAAACUAAUCUUUCAUUUAAGGUACAUAUGUAACGCAAUACUUUUCCUAUUUGUAUUUAUUAAAUACACUCCUACAAAACCUAACAUGGAGGAAUAACAAAGAUUGAAUAUUUUGUAUCAAAUAAAAAUACAUAUAAAACAUUUUUUAUAAUAUUUAUAUCAUUUAUAUGUCCAUACUUGCCUAAACAAUAAAAUAACACGAGUAUAUUGUAGACAAGCUAUUGUUUUUUGGCUAG